AUCCUAACACCAAAUGAACAUUCUCAAAGUCACUUCCUCCAUCCUCUUCUUCUCCUUCUUCUUCUUCUCCUUCUCAUACCUUGCAACCAGCACAGAGUCAUGCAAAAACUCCGUUUGCAGCCCCAACAGCCCGGGAAUUCACUUCCCAUUCCGGAUACAAAGCCGUCAGCCGGAGUCAUGUGGCUAUCCGGGUUUUGAUUUAUCCUGCAAUAAUGCAACCCAAACAGUGCUUCUGAACCUGCCUUAUUCAGGACAAUUCAUUGUCCAAGGGAUAGACUAUACCACACAGCAAAUAUGGAUCAAUGAUCCAAAUAACUGCCUCCCUAAACAGCUUCUUUCGCUUAAUCUCUCUGGUUCUCCCUUUAAGGGUGUAUAUCAUCAAGAAUUUUCAUUCUUUAACUGCUCCUCUGGUUUAUUGAAAGAUCAAUUAACACCUAUUAUUUGUCUUAGCGAUUCAAAUCACACAAUAUUUGCUACCUCGUCUAGAAGAGUUGCUGCACUUUUGUUAUCAGCUUGUAAGUUCAUUACAAAUGUUUCGGUUCCAGUUCAGUGGCCAUUUUAUGAGCAAAUAUUAUCCUCAGACCUUAAUGAUGAUCUCUGGCUAACUUGGGAUGAACCUUCUGGUUGUGGAAAGUGUGAGUCACGAGGAGGGCAGUGUGGGUUCAAAACCAAUUCAAGCCAGGAAAUUGUGUGCUCUAAUGUUCCUCAUCAGUCCGGAUUUACAAGGAGCAAACGCUAUGCCAUUACCGUUGGUGUUGGAGUACCGGGAAGUAUGUGCUUGCUAGGGCUACUAUGUUUUCUCUUUGGCAAGAUCGAAUCCUAUAAUGCUAGAAGACACAUUGAAAUCCCAGAAUUCAAUCCUACAAUUGCUCCACCGCCCAAAAUUAUGGUGGGCCUUGAUAGGCCCACAACAGAGUCAUACCCAAAAAUAGUUCUUGGUGAGAGUUGGUGCCUACCCAAGCCCAAUGACAACACUUGCCCAAUAUGUUUGUCAGAGUACCAGUCUAAGGAGACUCUAAAGACCAUACCUAAAUGCCAGCAUUGUUUUCACAUUGAAUGCAUUGAUGAAUGGUUUAGCUUGAAUGUUACGUGCCCCAUUUGUCGGAAUUCUCCCCAAUGAUUACCACCAGUGGAUAUUUCAUGAUAUUUUGGGAUAUAUUAUUUUUCCCUUUCAAUUCUAGGCUCUGUACAAAUGUUUUUUACAAAUUGUACUUUACUUUUCUUCCCUUGUUUGAGCCAUUGUUUCUUGAAUGGUCACGUCAUUUGA
Messenger RNA from Quercus lobata, 1267 nucleotides. RefSeq names its product putative RING-H2 finger protein ATL21A. The coding region runs from base 14 to 1120 and encodes 368 amino acids. Gene Ontology annotation, molecular function: polysaccharide binding. The transcript has 2 exons. The record is from RefSeq and is a predicted model, not a curated record. Lineage: Eukaryota; Viridiplantae; Streptophyta; Magnoliopsida; Fagales; Fagaceae.